Molecule: messenger RNA, 1399 nt
Organism: Gordionus sp. m RMFG-2023
Lineage: Eukaryota; Metazoa; Nematomorpha; Gordioida; Chordodea; Parachordodidae
Exons: 7
Coding region: 28-1395 (455 amino acids)
Source: RefSeq, a predicted model, not a curated record
CAAGAGCAAUUAUUAGUUUUAACUAGUAUGCUAUCAAAAAUAAUCAAAGCAAAUCAAAAUUCUUCAUUUAGAAAAUGUAACAAAACUCAUGAAUUAGACAGAGAAAUUGACCAGAAAUUUUGGCAAAAGCAUUUUAUUACAAAAUUAGCAAAUGAUUGUAAUUAUAUUCCAAUUCCAUUUGAAACAUUAAAAGCUUUUCUAUCCUAUCCAAUCACAUUAAACAACUACAAUAUAAAAAUAAGAUUAAAUCCAGACAAAAUGAAAACAUUGGUGGGUUGGACUCUCGAAAGCCCUGACAGAAUGCUAAGUUACCUUAAACAGAAACACGAUCUUAAUACUUCUUUCUCCUAUUUAAAAGGCUUAUUGAAUCUAAAAGUGGCUAGGAACUCUCAUAUUUCUACCACGAAUAAAUGCAACCUUUCAUACCCAAAUGGCUAUUUGAUCCUCUACAAUCCUACCAAUAAUUCUGAUGGCAGUGCAAAUCGUUUGCUUCAUAUCGAAUCCCCCGAGCCUAAUAUGCCCGAAUCUCAUUACUUAGAACAUCAUUUAAAGACGUUCAUAUUACGAGACUAUCUUUCAGUCACGUCAUCAUCAACCUUUUCAGAUGUAGCAAGAUGGCGGCUUUGGAGAUACGUACCGGAAGUAAAGUGCUCCCCGAGCAGACAAUUGCUUGCAUAUAUAUCGGGUAUUCUCGGUAUUUCGGGUUUGCUCGCUAAUACAUACACCUCAGUUUUACCCUUUCUUCCCUUACCUCUCAACGACCUUCUUUCCCUUGCCAAUUUGGUUUUUACUCUCAAAAUUCUCACCUUAGAUAGGCUUGCCGGUAUAUUAGCUUUUCUUUCCAGCCGAGUAACGUGGACCAACCAUGUGGAAGGAUGCAAAAUGGUGGCCGAACAAUUGGAUAUUUCUCCUUUGGAGAAAGAUACUAGCAACCAAAAUCCGAGUUUAUACGAAGAUGAAAGCUUGAUUUUGAGCAAACUUUUGGUCAAAUGUGUACAACAGCGAUUGAACGAAAGUCUUCUUUUAUAUAUCCACGUUUUGAACGCGACUCAAAGUGAAAAAAAAGAAAGUUACACGACAAUUUUAGAUGACAAGCUUUACAUAUCUCAAGCCACUGUUGAGUCUCAAAUCCAAAACUGGCUAGAUGAUCAAAUAUUAGUUAAACCCGAUAAUCAUCAAUCUUCCGAUAGUCCUUCCUUAAUUGAAUUUGAUAGCGAUCAUUUUGCCCUCAAAUUUUUGGAAUCCUUAGGAAUUUUGGAGACUAAACCAGAGUAUUUACACAACGAUAAUAAAGUCACGAGCCAGGAGAAUUUAAAAUUUCGUAAAGUUGAGAUCAAUUAUUUAAGAGCUAUACCAAUAUCAGAUGCCAUAAAAAUUGUAUCUCAACAAACGUAGGAUU